This is a messenger RNA of Vicia faba (fava bean), 1314 nucleotides long. The record is from the annotation of a GenBank genome assembly. NCBI's taxonomy places the organism in Eukaryota, Viridiplantae, Streptophyta, Magnoliopsida, Fabales, Fabaceae.
AUGGCCUCAUUGUUUUUAUCAGAAUGUGGGUUAAGGCCACUUCCUGUAUUGUACACCCAACCAAGAACAAGUGUAAUUUCAUCUCAAAAACCUCCAAAGUUUGUAUUUUUAAACAAAACAAGCAAAAGGGUAUCUUUAGAUCUUGGGUUUAAGGCAAGAAAGUGGGAGUUGAAGGUGAGUGCUCCUUUGAGAGUUAGUACUAGUGAAGAAGAAGAAGAGGGUGUGAAGGAGUUGCCACAAUUUGACCCUGGUGCACCACCUCCUUUUACAUUGGCUGAUAUAAGAGCUGCUAUUCCUAAACAUUGUUGGGUUAAGGAUCCUUGGAAGUCUAUGAGUUAUGUUGUGAGGGAUGUUGUUGUGGUUUUGGGUUUGGCUGUUGUUGCUGCUUAUGUUAAUAGUUUGUUUGUUUGGCCUCUUUAUUGGGCUGCUCAAGGAACUAUGUUUUGGGCUCUCUUUGUUCUCGGUCAUGAUUGUGGUCAUGGAAGCUUUUCAAACGACCCCAAGCUGAAUAGUGUUGCAGGGCAUUUGCUGCAUUCUUCAAUCCUAGUACCAUAUCAUGGAUGGAGAAUUAGUCAUAGAACACAUCAUCAAAAUCACGGUCACGUUGAAAAUGAUGAAUCUUGGCACCCAUUGCCGGAGAAAAUCUUCAAGAGCUUGGACAAUGCAACAAAAAUUUUAAGAUUUACAAUACCUUUUCCAAUGCUUGCAUAUCCUUUCUACCUUUGGAGUAGGAGUCCGGGGAAGAGUGGUUCUCACUUUGAUCCAAACAGUGACUUGUUUGUCCCAAAUGAAAGAAAAGAUGUUAUUACUUCAACAGUUUGUUGGACAGCUAUGGCUGCUUUGCUUAUAGGAUUAGGAUUCGUUAUGGGUCCAAUUCAAUUACUUAAGCUUUAUGGCAUUCCUUAUAUGCUUUUUGUCAUGUGGUUGGAUUUGGUGACUUAUUUGCAUCACCAUGGUCACGAAGACAAGUUACCAUGGUAUCGUGGACAGGAAUGGAGCUACCUUAGAGGCGGACUUACAACUCUUGAUCGCGAUUAUGGAUUGAUAAAUAACAUCCAUCACGACAUUGGAACUCACGUCAUUCAUCACUUAUUUCCUCAAAUCCCACACUACCACUUAAUAGAAGCUACUGAGGCAGCGAAACCAGUUCUUGGAAGAUACUACCGGGAGCCGAAGAAAUCAUCACCUUUACCAUUUCACCUAAUUGGAGAGUUAUUAAAAAGCAUGAAGAAAGACCAUUUUGUCAGUGACACUGGUGAUAUUGUUUACUACCAAACAGACCCUAACCUUAGUGGCUCUUCUACAUCAAAAUAA